Messenger RNA from Ochotona princeps (American pika), 966 nucleotides. It is a transcript of the gene TPM4, whose product is annotated as tropomyosin 4. The coding region runs from base 212 to 958 and encodes 248 amino acids. Gene Ontology annotation, biological process: actin filament organization; muscle contraction. The transcript is spliced from 8 exons. NCBI's taxonomy places the organism in Eukaryota, Metazoa, Chordata, Mammalia, Lagomorpha, Ochotonidae. Gene Ontology annotation, cellular component: actin filament. Gene Ontology annotation, molecular function: actin filament binding. The record is from RefSeq and is a predicted model, not a curated record.
GACGUCGGUGGCUCGCCCGGCCCGGGUGACCUCACCGCCCCCGACGGCAGCCGUGGGCCCGGGGGGCGGGGAGAGGCGGGGGCGGCCCGGCGCGCAGGCAAAGGCUCGCGGGGGCCCCGGGGCGCGGUUGCUGCAAGCUCUCGCCGGAACCGAGCCCAGCCGAGCGCCCGUCCGCCCUGCUGUCCGCUGCCCGCUGCGUGCGCUCCGCGCCAUGGCCGGCCUCAACUCGCUGGAGGCGGUGAAACGCAAGAUCCAGGCCCUGCAGCAGCAGGCGGACGAGGCGGAGGACCGCGCGCAGGGCCUGCAGAGAGAGCUGGAUGGCGAGCGCGAGCGGCGCGAGAAAGCCGAAGGCGAUGUGGCAGCUCUCAACCGACGCAUCCAGCUGGUGGAGGAGGAGCUGGACCGGGCUCAGGAGCGCCUGGCCACAGCCCUGCAGAAGCUGGAGGAGGCUGAGAAGGCGGCCGACGAGAGUGAGAGGGGAAUGAAGGUGAUUGAGAACCGGGCCAUGAAGGAUGAGGAGAAGAUGGAGAUCCAAGAAAUGCAGCUCAAAGAGGCGAAGCACAUUGCCGAGGAAGCCGACCGGAAAUACGAGGAGGUGGCCCGGAAGUUGGUCAUUCUGGAGGGUGAGCUGGAAAGGGCAGAGGAGCGCGCCGAGGUGUCCGAGCUAAAAUGUGGCGACUUAGAAGAGGAACUCAAGAAUGUCACAAACAACCUGAAGUCACUGGAGGCCGCGUCAGAAAAGUACUCUGAAAAAGAGGAUAAAUACGAAGAAGAAAUUAAACUUCUGUCUGACAGAUUGAAGGAGGCCGAGACCCGUGCCGAAUUUGCAGAGAGAACGGUUGCAAAACUGGAGAAGACCAUUGACGGCCUAGAAGAAAAACUCGCCCAGGCCAAAGAAGAGAAUGUUGGAUUACAUCAAACACUGGACCAGACAUUAAACGAACUUAACUGUAUAUAAGCCACAGC